ACGUCAGGACGCGGAAGUGGCCUGUUGACGUCUCUUUUCUGUGGAUGUUUAUGACUUACUUUCGCCAUAAUAUUUUUUUACACACUAUACGUCGUGAGGAGACAUGUCACGGAAACAGAAAGAGGAGUAUUACCGCUUUUUCACCGUCAGCGACACACGCACGCACGAGAAGAGCCACACGGAGUACAAGAUCACCGCUCGGUUUGUGUCCAAGUCUCAUCCUGAAGAUGUGAAGGAGGUAGUGGUCUGGACGAGGUUCUCUGAACUAAAGAAGCUUCAUGGAGAGCUGGCCUACACUCACAGAAACCUCUUCAGACGGGAAGAAGAGUUCCCCCCUUUUCCACGAGCACAGGUCUUUGGGAGAUUUGAUGAAGCUGUCAUAGAGGAGAGGAGGAGAGCAGCAGAAGCCAUGUUUGGUUUCACCACCACUAUACCAGCUCUUUACAACAGCCCGCAGCUCAAAGACUUCUUCAGAGGUGGUGAAGUGUCCCGUCCCUUAGACCCCACUUUAGUAGACGCCUCCGGGAUACUACCUCCCCCUCUCAUCCCCCUUCCCAAUCGCCGUACCUCCAACUAUCAACCCGCUGAUGAAGAAACGGGACACGAGGCUCCAACUUUACCCCAAGAUUUAGGAAACAACCUGGUCUUAGACUUGGGAGAGACAGAAGUAGCUGCCGAGGUCUUCUGUGACAUUGGGGGAUCUCCUGAGGAACCAAAUGACUUAGAGCUGGAUGACAGAGUUCCAUCACCAUUUCGAAUGCAAGAUUUACAGGAGUCGCAGGAGGAGCUGAAUUCCCUUUUUGAUUCAUUGGUGGAAGACCAGAUUCCACAUACUGAUGAUGCUCCACCCCCUCUGUCUGAUGAUGACCUGAUUGCAUUUGACCCUUAUUAUAUACCAGGUGGCUCUGACCACUGCGGUGACCACUCGGAGCUGUUCUCUCUGCCCUCAGACAGCAUGAACCCAGGGACUGCUUAUCUGACCAGCGCCUCCUCCGAGCUCACUGUAGCCAUGGAGAAGGAAAAGGAGGGAGAGUUAAGUGCUGCUAUAGUCAAAUACAGGACAGCCGUAGACAUCCUCAUCACAGGAGUUCAAGAUGAUCCAAACUCAGUGCGGCGGGAGGCUGUGAUGCGAAGAACAGCCCACUACCUGAAGCAUGUCGAAAAACUGGUGGACAUGCACUCCACCAGGGACUCUCAUUCAUAGCACUGGUCACUUGGGUAUUGUCAACCACAACGAGCAAUCUGUCAACCAAAAAAACUCCUCAUGUAGUGAUGAUGAAACUCUAUAGUUCCAUAGUCCUGGCAUGAACAGCCUCCCUCUGCUUGUCAGAUCCUCUCAGUCUUUAAUACAGUUUAAGACUAGACUGAAAACCUACCUCUUCCCCUUGGCAUUUAAUACUAGCUAGACAGGAUAUCUUGGUGUUUUAUUGUUUUUUUCCCUAUGUAUUGUGUUAUCUGCAUUUUUAUUUUAUUUUAUGUAAAGCACUUUGGUCAGCUGAAGUUGUGCUAAUGUGCUAUAUAAAUAAGAAAAAGAAAAGAGAUAGAAAAAGUCCCAUCAAGUAACUCCUCACCAUUUCAUCUCCGAUUAUCAUUUUCUGCAAUUACAGACUCUGUUGUACUUGAGAAGGUUGUCUAAAAUCAUCUCAGCCCUCAUAAAAGAUACAUCCUCAUGUUGUGUAGCAACUUCACUUUGAAGGAGAAUUACAAUGCACAUUUGUAGCAUUGUUAGCCAUGUUACAACAUUAUUCCCUCAUCAAAAACAUACCUGGAGUUUUGCUUUGGCUUGUUUCUAUUGAACUUGUUGCUAAAUGAUUGAUUCCCAUUGCUACCAGCAGAGGGAGAGCCAAGCAAAUGACUAAAUGAAGUGCCCAUAAAUGCAGUUCAACAAUAUAGUUAUAAAUCUGUAAUGCCAAGGCAAAUUUGCCAAAUGGCAUGUUUAAACCACAGUUUAGUACACGCUGUCAUUUGUAAUGCAGCUUAUUGACUGUAUUGUCACAGGCUCUUUUCUCUUAGACUACGAUCAUUAGAGCACCCAACCAAUCUUUCUGUCCAGGCGUGAUGAUGUGAUCCAUUCACUGAUUACACGGCCAAUCUCUUAAUCUGAACAUUCAUGGCUGGGACUUUAACUCAAACUAGUUGGUCAACUAGUCAACUUCAUGCUAUGUACUUUCUCAGGCAGAUGGUAUGGAAAGUUAUUCUAUAAACUAUGGUAUGACACUUUCGAUCAUAUAACUCAAUCUAAAUAUUCUUAUUGGUGUUUCAAAGUUUGUUUUCUAACUCAUUAACUGAGAACACAUCGCAGAAACACAUGGUUGUGGAAAGCAAUCCUGAGGAAACACUGGACUCAUGCAAUGAAAACAUGUGCAACUGGUCAAAAAUAUCUUCAUUGUUUUCUUUUAUUUUUUGUGUAAAUACAGUUCCAAAUUACAAAAAUAUUAACAAUUGUUUAAAAUAAAUUGAUAAUAUUCCUUGUAUUACAAGCUUGCAGUAAACCCCAACCAGUUCUGUUCAAGCUAGAACAACUGUGAACAGAGUUACUGUACUAACAUGCACAGUACAAACCAUUACAUCAGGUUAAACUAACUUUGAAUCCAAUUUCAUCACCCUAGGAUAUGCUCACUUGAUAUGAUUAGGAGGUAAAGGAACAAUAUAUGUAUAAGCAUGCAGUUAAUGCACUGUUAGAUGCAGUAAAGUGACUUUUCCACUAACAGGUGCUAUUCUCUCAUUAAAUGCCUCACCAACCAAAGUAAAUAUUUUCCCCACAUGUGAUAUUUUGUAUUUUAACCCACCUCUCACUAAUUCUAAGUCCUUCAGAGUGUCCUGUUGACAUUCUGAGUGUCCAAUUAUGUUCAGUCAUACAAUAGACAUUUCUUUAUUUGAGGGGGCAGCGUACACAGACAUUAAGCUCAUAAAAACAUGUUAUGCACCAGAUUGUAUCUUAACAGCUACGUUUUAUCUACAGUCCCUGACUGACUUGUCCAAGUAAUAGUUUAAACAUUACUCCUGGUGUAUUGACAUAUCCACCUCUGAGGUUUAGGAAAAAUAAUGAAUGGACACCAUAUUUAUUUCAGAUUUGUCUCAACUAGUAAUAUUCAAAUAUAAAGUCAAAGUUCUCCAUUAAAAUGUGCAUCUUUUGUUGUUCAUCCAACAUCCCUUUCUUAUUGAAUGAAGAUAAACAUAUAUUACUGUGUUGUUUAUUUGAUUUGAAGGACCAUUGUUGAGGACAGAUGUAGCCACCUCCAAAUGAGACCAGCAUCGUGGACAACAAAAGAUAAAGGGAAAACAAAAACAGCGAGUGGAGGAGUGUGGUGAAGAGAGCAUGAGCUUGGAACAUUCCUCUUUUGUUUCUGUUUCUAUAAAACACUUUUUCAAUAGCAUUCCUGUCUUUCCUCUAGCUUCCAUCCAAUCCCUGAAAGCUUGAUUUAGUGCUGCACCUGUAAAUCAGAGAUGGAAAGACAGAAGUGUUAGCAUAUGCACACUCUAGCACUCUCUGCUCUGCCCACUGCAAUUAUACUCUCCAGCGGCUGGCUGUGAGCGUAAUAGCCCUUAUUUAUGAGCGAGGAUCAAAUGUUUAUCUAGAAUCAUAAUAUACAUUACAUUCAGCACAAGGCAAUAGAAUGACUUCACGUAGGGAGAAAGACAUUGACCAAAAUUAAUGUCAAUAUUCUUGUGGAUUUUACAGAAAAUGAUUAACUGAUGUUUUGCAAUUUGUCAGGAAUGUGCUAAAAUGUGCCUGUAAAUGUCUUGAUUGAUGUUGAUGAACUAU
Periophthalmus magnuspinnatus is the source of this 3766-nucleotide messenger RNA. It is a transcript of the gene snx15, whose product is annotated as sorting nexin 15. The transcript is spliced from 7 exons. Gene Ontology annotation, molecular function: phosphatidylinositol binding. The record is from RefSeq and is a predicted model, not a curated record. Lineage: Eukaryota; Metazoa; Chordata; Actinopteri; Gobiiformes; Gobiidae. The coding region runs from base 104 to 1204 and encodes 366 amino acids.